Messenger RNA from Drosophila takahashii, 159 nucleotides. RefSeq lists its product as uncharacterized. The record is from RefSeq and is a predicted model, not a curated record. Lineage: Eukaryota; Metazoa; Arthropoda; Insecta; Diptera; Drosophilidae.
AUGCAGUCUUCCACUUUCCUGAUGGCCAUUUUGGUGGUUGCCAUGCUCAUGUUGUUCAGCGCUCCUGCAACUGAGGCCACUUUCCUCUUGAUCGCCUGCAUGCUGCGAUCUCCACUUUGCCCAUGGAUCACCACCGCCACCACCACCACCAAAGCAUAA